UUCGCCCAAUUAUAGAUAGUCCUUUUGGAUGUUUUUUUGGCCUGUGAAGAAAAGUUGAAUACAGUUUGCUUCGGUGACGGAAAAAUGUUUCCUCCGGGAUUCAGAUUCCACCCCACCGACGAGGAGCUCGUUCUUUACUAUCUGAAGAGGAAGAUCUGCCGUAAACGACACCGUCUUGAUGUUAUUGGCGAGACUGAUGUUUACAAAUGGGAUCCCGAGGAUUUACCUGAGAUGUCGAAACUGAAAUCCGGUGAUAGACAAUGGUUCUUCUUUAGUCCUAAAGAUAGGAAAUAUCCAAACGGGGCAAGGUCCAAUAGAGGGACAGGCAACGGAUACUGGAAAGCAACUGGCAAGGAUCGAAUUAUCUCAUGUGGUUCUCGUGCUGUGGGGAUAAAAAAGACUUUGGUGUACCAUAGAGGCCGCGCACCUAGUGGAAUACGCACGGACUGGGUGAUGCAUGAAUACACCAUGGAAGAAAAAGAGCUGAAAAGAUGCGAGACCGAAGCAACUGAAUACUAUGUGUUGUGCAAGGUCUACAAGAAGAGUGGGCCCGGCCCGAAAAAUGGAGAGCAGUACGGUGCACCGUUUAGGGAGGAGGAAUGGGCUGAUGAUGAAAUUGAGCAGGAGAAUUCGGUAAAACGGGCUGAUGAAAUCACACGCGUUGAAGAUACCGAAGAAGUUGAUCGUGUACAUUUGUCCACGUUGAAUGUUCUUGAGGGAAUCAUGAGCCGCGUAGUAGAUGAUCCCACCCCCGUUGACAUUACACAGUUGGGCACAACUCAAUUACAGUUCAUCGAGGCAUGUGAGGUAGCUUCUACUCAAAUUGUCAAUGGGCGAGAUCUUUGUGCCGCUCAAGAGGGUGAGCUUGAAGAUUUUCUUGAAAUGGAUGAUUUAAUUAGUACAGAACCAACCACACAAAAUCUUUGUGAACCGGUGAAUAAUUUGGAUGAGCUGCAGUUUGAUGGCUUUGAUGGUUUAGAUGGAUUUGAUAUGUAUCGAGAUGCAUCCAUGUUUCUUGGUGAGGUGGGGUCUGUUCAGUCGGGGCAGAUUUCCGGGUUAUAUAUGGAUGCUUUUGAUGAUGGAUUUAUUAGCCCGAUCUCAAGCAUGUUCGAAAACAAUGUAAUGGGAGAUUACCAGCCACAUCAGCAAUCUGACAAUGCUAAUGUAAUUAGCUACACACAAAAGCCGGAUGAGCAAAAUUGCAGCGCUGCAACUGCUAGUGUUACUGCUGCAGAAGCAGAUCAGGGGUGGAUUCCUUCAUCAACUUCAGGUGUUUUACAUCGAAAUCAGAAUAAUGGAUUCGUAAAUGAUUCUGCCGGAGCAAAUGAAAUUGGAGGCGGCAAAGAGGAUGACGGUACAGAGUCGUGGUUCUCCUCAGCUCUGUGGUCGUUUGUGGAGUCUAUACCAACAACUCCCGCUUCAGCUUCCGAAAUUGCUUCUGUAAAUAGGGCUUUCGAAAGAAUGUCUAGCUUCAAUAGGAUAAGAACUAAUGCCACAAACACGAAUGUUGCUGCAGGUAACUACACCUCUGCAACCUCGGUCAAAAAAUCUAGAUGUGGGUUUUUAUUUUUUUCGUUACUUGGAGUAAUGUGUGCUGUAUUGUGGGUGCUGAUUGGAGCCUCUGUGAGGGUGAUGAGCUUGUAUUUGUAGCUAGCAGCACUCGUUUGUAUAUAUUAUAUUUAAAUAAAUCGAGUUUUGCUAUGUAGCCAGUUUUGGAAAUGUGGGUAUUGUAAAUAAAAAAAAGAUCGUACAUCGGUUUCUUAGAUUAGAGGUGCGUUCUUGAUUACGAAUUCGAGAGCUGUUUAUGUUGGAGGGUGAGUGAUCGAACGAUGUGGUUGUCGAUUUGGAGGUUCGUUGUGUUUUUUUUUUUUAAUUCACUAGUUUGAAAACAUGUAUGUAGAGCAAGGCUUAAUUGAUGAUUGUACAAAGAGGAUUUUGAAUUAUUGGAUUAUGAUGCAUGGUUUUGAA
This is a messenger RNA of Erythranthe guttata (spotted monkey flower), 1968 nucleotides long. The record is from RefSeq and is a predicted model, not a curated record. NCBI's taxonomy places the organism in Eukaryota, Viridiplantae, Streptophyta, Magnoliopsida, Lamiales, Phrymaceae.